Messenger RNA from Hyaloscypha bicolor E, 875 nucleotides. RefSeq lists its product as uncharacterized. Lineage: Eukaryota; Fungi; Ascomycota; Leotiomycetes; Helotiales; Hyaloscyphaceae. Bases 236 to 688 code for a protein of 150 amino acids. The transcript has a single exon. The record is from RefSeq and is a predicted model, not a curated record.
AAAUCCACAAAACUUAUGCCGGCAAUACUAAUGUUCUGUGUACCAGCGGAUCACACCUCGAAAUCAUCACCACCCGCACAGCAGUCAUUAAGAAUGUCGAGAUUGAGAAAUCUGUUUCGUGACUGGUUUCGAACGUGCUGCAGAAGUGGCCAAUCACACCCUUGCGCGUCUGAGGCGGAAGAACAGGCCACCCGGUCCAGCCCUAUAUCCGAAUGCGCAAUAUAGACUGGGAUUGAUGAUAGUUGAGUGGAUUGUGGAGGAAGCUCGGCAGUCCAUGCCUGCCCUAGCCACGCACUUUAUUUCUCGUCAAUUGUUCCUUGCUGUUCAGACUCAGGCUUCACCUUUCUUUAACUUGACUCGGAACUCAAGGGUGGGAUUGUUUGAAAAGACAUCGGCUCUGAAGAAGAGAACGUGUGCUGGAUCACAUUUCCUACCAGAACUUGCUGUCGAGAUGAACAUACAGAGUCUGAGUUUUGAGGUGUCCGACCACGAAGUCGAGGAAAGAUCUACAAUUGUGCAACGUCCUUUAGUACCGCAUAAAACAUACGGAGAAUUACUUUUCCCCCAGUCUUUUGUCUCAUCCGGUGCCCUGGAACGAAAAUUAAUUUAUUUGACUUCGGCUCGCCGCAGCGGACAGGGCAAGGUGCGUUUCCGCCCGAGGGACCAGCGACCUGAACGGCGGGCUUGAAGGAUUUGCUCUUCCAAGCGAACCCCACCGAGCUUACUUUCAGAACUCCUCGUGGCCGGUCAGGAUUCAAAAAGUGUAUUUUAUUUAUGGAAACAGUGCUGGAACUGGCCAAUGACAGGGAAACCCGCAAGAUGCGGUUCUGCGACGAGACGAGACAAACGUUCGAGGCUGACAUAUCCACAGCGUU